CUUGCAGAUUCGACCCGUGCUCUUCCCCAAAUCCGCGGGAGACAGGGCGUACCCAUGGCUGACCAUGGCUGCUUGGCUUCCUGCUGCUGCGCCGCUCUUGUCUUCCUGCCUGUUCCUUUCAGGCCAAGGCAGCUGCAAGGAGUUUCUCACCGAGGGUUACACGCUUCCAGGGCAGCUGACGGUUGCCUUCCAGCUUUGCCCUGGCUCAGAAGUCUUGCAGGCAGACAACGGUUUCCCCGUGCCUUUGCGGCUGCAGCUGUCCCACGACGGCAACUUCUUUGCCCCGGUGGCGACGCUGCGGCCCGGGAAGCAGCGGCUUCGCUUCACGGCAAACUUCGUGCUGGUGCACUGGACUGCAAGGCCUAAGGACCCUCCCAGGCCUCAUGGAGUACUUCAGCUUUUCGGUCGAUGCGGAGGUGAGAACAACCUGACCCAGGUGCGAGGUCCGUGGCUUGUGCCGCGGGUUACCCAUCGGCCAGAGAACUGCUUCGAGAACGUCUUGGCGGAGCACUGCUGCCACCCUUUGCGAUUGCAAUGUUGGGGCUACAACGCCUUGCUGGCGAUGGCAUGCUGCGCGGUGCCGGUGGAGACACCUUCCUUCGCUUGUUUGGUGUCCAACCCCGUGUUUCCCAACCAGAACCAGGACUGCCGGGGCAGACCCCUCAACUUCUUCCGGCACUUUCAGGAUGGCAAUGAGCUACGCUUCGUGGUGGGGGGCCGCCUGUGGCAACACUUGCCCCAGGAGAUCAAUGCCUCGCUGGGGGUGGGCUGCCUCUUCCAAAGCAUCCUCUAUCUCUUUCACGAGCUGCACCACUUGAGCCGCGAUGCAGAUUGGUUGGCAGCUGUUCCGCCUCAACGGCUGUACUCCUACGUCUCGAUUUUUCAGGAGCUUGUGACCCAUUGCGACCUUCCAGACCAAAGUUUCUUCGAAUUGUCCAGCCUGUUGCCAGAUCAGAUGAUGUAUUUGGUUUGGCUUUCCACUGGCAGGCGAUUCGAUUGGCUCUUGGGCUCUAUGCUGCUGAAUUCCAAGCCGCUGGUGAUUGAUGUUGGGACGGCUGGCGGGCUGGACAGCGCCUUGUACCUGGCUUUGGGCGCACGGGUGAUCUCGGUGGAGGCCAACCCGCUGGCAGCCGAUUGCGCAAGGAGCCGCUUGCGGCAGCACUUGCGAAGUGGCCGCCUUGACUUGGUCAACGCGAAGAUUAGCGCAGGCCAAGGCUCCGAGCCUUUCGUGGCCGUCGCCCACGCGCUGGACUUCGAGCGGGCGGGGGAGUCCACACUGCCUCGCUAUGAGGCAGACCGGUAUGAUAGCCGCGUGCACCUCAAGACCACAAGCUGCGCAGAUCUCAUCGCAGAGAAUGGGGUUCCUGCGUAUAUGAAAAUCGACGUGGAGGACGCCACCAAGAUUUGCCUAGACUCACUGGGGCGCUUGCCCCCAUCAUUGCGGCCAGACAUCAUCUCCGCUGAGAUGGAGGAUGAAACUAUUCUUCAGCGCUUGCUGGCUCUGGGAUAUCAGAGCUUCAAGAUUGUGCGGCAAUCUCCCCAUGGAUUCGUGCGCAGCAGCGCUGCAAGCUGCGAGCUGCACGGGGCCAAGCAACUCAAGGAAAGCGCCACGGGGCUUUUCGGGGAGAAGGCGACAGAUCUGCUGGGAGGUGCUCAGUGGAGCUCAUUCGAUGAGGCUCUCGACGUGUACAGCCAUGCCGUGAAGCCCGCUGUGAGACAGGCUGUUGCUGCUUGGUUUCCCUCUGCAAGCUCAGAGUGGUUCGAUGUGCACGCAAGCAAGGCGGCCAACAAAAAGGGGCGCACGUUGCUGAUGCCAAUGUCUUUCCGCAAGCAAAAGGCUGACUGCUACAACGCAAGGACAGAGCAGCAUGUUCGGAAAAGGGCAUAA
Molecule: messenger RNA, 1888 nt
Organism: Effrenium voratum
Lineage: Eukaryota; Dinophyceae; Suessiales; Symbiodiniaceae
Source: the annotation of a GenBank genome assembly